GCCCCCUCGUCCGCUACUACAUAUUUAAAUACUACUCUCUCGUUUACUUCCUCGUUUGCCCCCCCGCCUCUGGUGCGAGAUGAGAUAAAAAAAGUCCUGUUAAUACUUAUACCAUCGUACCUGCCUUUUUCUUUUCUUCUGUAUCCCUGUACAUCUAUACGUAUAUGACUCCCCUCUCGAUCUACCUUCAAUAGCCCGGCCAUUCCCAUAUCAUCGCCGCAAUGGCUUCCCCUAUCGAGUUUGAGAUCUCGCCAAACCCUCGUACCCGUGAGGAAAACCAAGAGCGAGCGUUCAUUGCUGCCUCUCGGCGGAAAGAUCGGAGCCUCGAUGCCCGUCUCGAAUCGGCCAACCGUGCUUCUCAGCUGCACAAGCAGCGGACCGGCAAAGCUCUCCUGAUUACCCGGGAGAUUGUUGAAAAAGAGGCCAUGUACGAAGAAGUAGAUGACCGCUACAAGGAGAAACUACAACGCAUGCUGGAAGCGCAGAAUUUGCAAAUCAACACCCAGUUCCAACAGAAUCUCCUCGCCACCUUGGCCAUGCGACCCGGCUUGCAGCAUCGCCGGGCCUCCAUGAUGGCACAGCGCGGCCCCAUGGACGGGGUACGCAAAAUGAGCCUGGACCUCUCCAGCAUUCGCAGCUCCUUCUCGGAGGGCAUGCGUGGGAGCCCGAUCACCAGCCCCAUGGCCAUGAGCGCCCACCCGAGCUACGCGAUGUCGCCCUCGUACGACGGGAACUCACAUUCCCCGUCCUCAUUCCAUCAUCCCAACGUGGUGCCCGCCUCGUCGGGUCCCAUGCCAUCCUACAUUGCCCAGUCGACCCCCACAUGGCCCGCACACAUCGGCCCGCAGCACGUUCGGACGCCUUGGGCUGGCUUUAACCCUGGGGACAUGAACAUGCCAGUGCGCCAGUUCCGAGACCGUCUGGGUUCUGCACCGGUUAUUCCCGUGCAUGCGAUCCCCUCCAGUGCCGCAUACCGACCGACACCCACUGCUCAACACAGUCGCAACCGCUCCGAACCAGGCCAAACGCCUGCCCAGCGGAUGCCGUCCCACACGCCCUCCGUCGAGAACACUCCGAGAGUGGAGCCUCGCAUGGAUGGGCUUCCCACUGAAACCUUGCCUACGACCUUGCCGACUCCCGAUCUCUGUCCCACCCCCAGCACGCCUCACUCGCCUACCUCCACUGCGAAGCAUAGUGACGUUGCCUUCGACACCCUGGACCCCAAGGAAUCGGACUGCGUUUCCUUCUCGCAGCCGUUCCUGGACCAGGACUUCGUCGACUUCCAGGGCCUCUCGUUCUCCUUGGGUAGUAACCCGACCAUCCCCUCGUUUGAUAACACACUGCACCAUCCGGAAACCGAAUGGAAGCCGGACGAGGUGGUCCAAAUGGACGACUGGCUCGUCGGUGCCUAACCUCGUCCAAUUUUUCAAUUUUCUUGUUUUCGAAUGAUGAUCCUUGCAUAACUACACCAGGUAGCUUAGGGCGUUUCAUCCUUCAUUGUUUUUCUCUUUUCUACCUGUUUUUACUCAUUUUUACUCAUCUAUAGCUUUGCGUUCUUUUCAAAGAGUUGAAGUUGCGCUGGACCAGUCAGGGCAAUACCCCGGGAUGAAUGGCGUUUCAAUU
This is a messenger RNA of Aspergillus pseudonomiae, 1623 nucleotides long. RefSeq lists its product as uncharacterized. NCBI's taxonomy places the organism in Eukaryota, Fungi, Ascomycota, Eurotiomycetes, Eurotiales, Aspergillaceae. The record is from RefSeq and is a predicted model, not a curated record. The transcript has 2 exons. The coding region runs from base 222 to 1412 and encodes 396 amino acids.